CUACCCCCCCCUCCCCUCCCUCCCCAUGCCAGACGGAUCCGCAAUGUUCCACUGCCCCUCAUCCCGGCAGGUGGCGACACCCGACCCACCGCCUCGCGCCGCGCCGUUUCGCCUCGGCGACCUCGCAUACGAGCUGCAAGAGAUGAUCCUCGACGCGGUCGCCGACCUCCCCGUCCCCGCUUUGUGUGCCGCCGCACGCGUCUGCUCCGCCUGGCACGCGCGCUUCAUCCCACCCCUCUACUCCUCCGUCUCGCUCAGCAAGGCGGACCGCGACUGCGUCCUCCACGGCCUCGGGCUCGACUACCUCACCCCCGCGGCGCUCGAGGCGCGUGCCGCCGAAGCCGGGGGCGUUGCGGCCUAUGCCGCCGCAGGGACGAACCGCAAAGCCUCUGCCCUGGCUCACGUGAAGACGCUAAGCGUCGCCGACUCGAGCGCGGCCGCGAGCCUCGCCGAAGCGCUGCUGAUGCACGGCGCCCUCUUCCCGUCCGUCGAGGAAAUGCACCUCGGCCCCCAGCUGUUCCGGUACCUCGUAAACAGCGUGGCGAGCUUUGGGCGCCCGCGCAGCGGCUCCGCCUUUGUCGGUGAAGUCAUGGUAUCCCGCCUCCGGCCUCGGCGCGUGCGCGUCGACUUCCCGCCCUCGCGCGGCGCCGGGUCGUUCGACCCCGUCCUCCUUGCGCGCGUCACCGCCGUCCUCGUGACCGAAUGGAAGCCCGACAGCAUCGACUACCACAACAUCGGAUACAACCUCCCGCUCGCGCUCGGCCCGCUCACCAGGAUACACAACAGCGCCCCGUGCUCCCCCGAUGACGUAUGGGAGGCGGAGGAGGCGGCGGGCGGCGGGUGUCGCGCGCACGCGCUUACCCGCAUGCACCUCCGGCGCACGUAUGGCGAAGGCGCCCGCGCCGACGUCCUCGAGGCGAUUGCCGAGGCCGCAGACCCCACAGACGACGGCGACAUUGACCCGGACACCGUCCCCGACCCCGCGGCGGCGAGGGUAGAGUACUACGGUGUACCAUGUAUCGCCGCGGCCGACCGCGACGCGUUCCUCGAUAAGACGUUUGCUCACUGGCCCGUUGACGUCGGCGUCGACGUCGCUGCCCACGUCAAGUUCUUCCCAUAGCUGCGCAUUUGUUUCCCACUGCAUAGUCAUCUCUGCCACAACCGCACCCGUUGUAUUUGUACCUCUAUGCUCUAAAUAGCAUGCACACGCAAUGUUCGCCAGCCGCAGCGGGAGCGCAGGCGAGAUCGGCCGGCCGCAAUGGCCAGUUAUCCGGGGCGCUUGUAUGCAUGCUCGAUCGCG
This is a messenger RNA of Cutaneotrichosporon oleaginosum, 1300 nucleotides long. RefSeq lists its product as uncharacterized. NCBI's taxonomy places the organism in Eukaryota, Fungi, Basidiomycota, Tremellomycetes, Trichosporonales, Trichosporonaceae. The record is from RefSeq and is a predicted model, not a curated record.